AUGCAGGUCUUUCCAGAUUCAAGACACGGAUUAUGUGUAUGGCAUUUGCAUCAGAAUGCUAUUACCAGAUUUGGGGCAUUGAAACGAGAUCCAACUUUUAAGAAGACAUUCAACUAUUGCUUGUAUAAGUGUGUCACAGUAGUUGAAUUUGAAACCAAUUGGAGAUCAAUGCUGCAACAAUAUGAGCUGAUAGGGGAAGAGUGGUUUACAAAUAUUGUUCAAAGGUACAAUACAACGUUGGAGAAGUACAGAAAAGCAAGCGAAUUCUCUUGUAGUAAAUCGGUUCCAUCCUCGGCUUUACCACUAUCUGGAUUGCUGAAACAUGCAUCAGAAGUUUACACGUUGUCACUAUUCAGAGACUUUGAGGAGGAAUUUAGAUAUUCAAUUGCAACAACAGCAAAAUUAAUUUGGAAACAAGAAAAUACUGAGUUCUAUGUUGUGUCCAUUGAUGAAGAACCUUGGUCUACACAGAGAGUAACAUACAUCCACGAGAGCCAAACAGUAUCAUGUACGUGUAAAAACUUUGAAGCUUCAGGAUGGUUGUGCUACCACUGCAUUAGGAUAUUGCACCUUCAUCCGGUUAACCGGAUUCUAGAACAGUACAUCAAAAAGAGGUGGACAAAAUCUGCCAAGUCAUCAGUUUGGAACAAAUUAGAAAAUGAAAAACCAGAAGAGGUGCAGUACACACCUUGGCGCCAAACCAUGGCUAGGAAAUACUACAACCUUAUCUUGAAAAGCCAGUCAAAUGAGGAGACAAGAACCCUUAUGGAGGAUGGUUAUGCCGCUAGUGUGUCUCUGGUUGAUGAACUUCUAGCAUCAUUAAAUGUUUCAAACACUGACGACGCUUCAACCACAGAAACAAGUGCAACAGCAGCACCUGAAACAAGUGCAACAGCAGCACCUGAAACAAAUGCAACAGCAGCAUAUGAAACAAACUCAGCACCAGCCGGUACUCAUGCAACAACAACAAGUGAUACAAGUGUACAACAAGCAACAAGUUCUGAACCUGCAACAAACACAGCAACUGAACCUCCUAUGGUGUUGGAUCCUGAACGUUGCACAACAAAAGGAAGGAACAAAAGACCACGAGGACCAUUUGUCAAAAAGAAGAAGGGAAAAACUGCAGCGCCUCCAACAGCAGACUUAAUUUGGAACAAUAACUCCAAAUUUGAGAUUAUUUUGAUUCUUUUAAUGUUUCUUAUCAAAAAUAGAAUUUAA
Molecule: messenger RNA, 1218 nt
Organism: Spinacia oleracea (spinach)
Lineage: Eukaryota; Viridiplantae; Streptophyta; Magnoliopsida; Caryophyllales; Amaranthaceae
Product: protein FAR-RED IMPAIRED RESPONSE 1-like
Exons: 4
Coding region: 1-1218 (405 amino acids)
Molecular function (GO): zinc ion binding
Source: RefSeq, a predicted model, not a curated record